AUGGCCCAAGAGUUCAAGUACACGCACGGUUACACCGAGCACACACUCUCCACGCACCUACGCCGCCGAGCUGAGGCGGACGCCGGCUUCCUCGUGCCCUACAUCAAGCCGACAGACUACGUUCUCGACGUCGGCUGUGGUCCCGGCACCAUCACCACGGGCUUCCUGAAGUACGCCCUCGAGGGUGCCGUGGUCGGCGUCGACAUUGCGUCCGAGGUCCUGGCAAAGGCCCGUGAGGUCGCCACCGACAACAACAUCCCCCUCCACCCCGAUGACGGCACCGUGGGCAAGCCCGGCGACCGCACCGUCUCCUUCUUGCAGGCCGAUGUCCUCAAGGGCUUGCCCUUUCCCGACAACACCUUUGACGUUGUCUACUGCUCCCAAGUUCUCGGGCAUUUGCCCCCGCCAGACCCUCCGCGCCAGGCCGUCAUCGAGAUGCGCCGCGUCCUCAAGCCGGGCGGUGUGCUGGGCUCACGCGAUGGCUGCGACCAGCACUUUUACCCUCGCGGACUCGCCAUCGACCGCCUGUGGGUGCCGUACCAGCGGCGUGUCCUCUUGCAAAAUGCACCUCCUGGGUACGACAAUUCCGGUGCCGCGACGCCGGCGCUGUUCCGGGCGGCUGGCUUUGAUGCGGACGGCGGAAAGGUCUUGGUCGGGGCAGGCGCACGCGUGUUUUCAGGGCACGAGCAGCGAUCACGUUUGGUGUGGCGGGUCAAGGGUCAGUUGACACCUGGUGGGCAAUUCUACCAGAACUGGCUCGAUGCAGGCAUCAGCAAGGACGAGAUUGAGGAGACGGUGCGGGCGGCCGAGGAAUGGGCCGCGACGGAGGAUGCGUGGUUGUUGUCGUCCGAAGCAGAGACGCUCGGAUGGAAGUAG
Molecule: messenger RNA, 876 nt
Organism: Sporothrix brasiliensis 5110
Lineage: Eukaryota; Fungi; Ascomycota; Sordariomycetes; Ophiostomatales; Ophiostomataceae
Product: arsenite methyltransferase
Exons: 1
Coding region: 1-876 (291 amino acids)
Molecular function (GO): S-adenosylmethionine-dependent methyltransferase activity
Source: RefSeq, a predicted model, not a curated record